This is a messenger RNA of Arachis duranensis, 3474 nucleotides long. RefSeq names its product pentatricopeptide repeat-containing protein At1g71490. Gene Ontology annotation, molecular function: RNA binding; protein binding. The record is from RefSeq and is a predicted model, not a curated record. The transcript has 7 exons. NCBI's taxonomy places the organism in Eukaryota, Viridiplantae, Streptophyta, Magnoliopsida, Fabales, Fabaceae. Gene Ontology annotation, biological process: RNA modification. The coding region runs from base 1001 to 3274 and encodes 757 amino acids.
AGUCACUACUCAGCAGCAACGUCUCCUUUCUCUUGAGCUCCUCCCUAACUCCCUCAGCAAAAGAAAAAUCCAUCACUUGCUCCGUCCAGCCACCCCCGUGUCACCGUCUCCAUUGAAACUGCUCAAAACCGUCGUCCCCAUUACGGUUAUCUCGGCCACUACUCGAAACCACCGUCCCCACUGCAACUCAUCUCACAUCGUUCUUCUGUCGCGCAGUCGAUGUUCCGCCACGCUGGCUCUGUUCCAUCGGCUCCAGCCUUUUGGUUGCUGUAACUUCGUUACGCUCCACCCUUCUCUGUUCCUAGUUCUGCUGUGCACCACCCUCACCAGCUCCAGUUCUGCGGCGGUCCGGACCACCUCUUCUCCAGUUCUGCUGCGCCCAGCCUUCUAUCGUGCUCCCUCAUCUUUGUGCUCUAGAAGGUUGAUGUAUUCCUGUUACUGGCUAUGAUGUUGACAUUGCCCUCGUCGAGUUUUUGCCCAUUCGUGAGCUCUUCUCGUUUGUUCUUGGCACUGCUCUUGGAUCUUGAUCGUCAUGAGGUUUUCCCUCCCUCUAAACUCUGAACUCCGACUGAAAUCACCAAAUCGGAGUGUUGGUUGCGUUACCGUGAACCUUGAGGCCUGCUGCGGUGCCGCCUGUGGGUGUUAAGUGAUUGUGACUGCUCUACCGUGAGUGCAUCUCUGUAUCUCUCCACUGCGACUGCGACUGCGACUGCAUUGGAAGGUUGCUGACUUACUGUCGCUGCUGCUUUGUGUCGUUCCUGGUUGCUGCUGCCUGCUGCCCUCUUCUCCCCUGUUGUGUGAUUUUAGGAAGAAGACUGUGCUGUGUUCUUGAUCGGUGAAGAGCACUGUGCUGUGUUCUUGCAUAAUUAUAGAAAGUGUACUCUUCAAGCCCUUGGAUUAUUUUCACUGCUGAUCAGGUAAUGGAAUAUGUGACUUGGGCAGGAGCAACAGCAUUGCUGCAAUCAGCAGUGUUUGCAAAGGCAGGGCAACCUGAAGUUCAAUGGAUAAAGGUAAAAUAUACGACAGCUCACUUCUCCAACGGCACUGCAUCUUCCACACUUGGGUACUCCCUCCAUAUUCACAACUUAAAAUUAUUGAACUCGACAACCCUGUUACAGAACCAAAUCCAUCAAAUGUUGUUCAAGACAUGUGCUUGCUCCUUAUUGGCCAUGACAGUUUAUGCCAUCUUCUACAACUAUACCCACAAAACUCUUACUCUCACGAGUUCAGAGCUCUCAAGGACUUUGUUAACCAAGCCAACUUGUCUAACGCAUUCAAAACCUUCUUUCAAAUACAGCAACAUGCAGCACCAUCACUUUCUACUGCUUCUUCCUAUAUCUUGUUACACCCCAUUAGUUCUCUUCUCUUGGGUUGCAUUAACCUUAAAUCAUUGCCACAGGGUAAGCAGCUUCAUGCCCAAGUCAUUUCAUUGGGUCUUGAUCAACACCCUAUUUUGGUUUCAAGGCUCACUAAUUUUUACACUAGUUUCACUCUCCUUGCUGAUGCUAAUGUUGUUGUUGAGAGCUCCACUAGUUUGGAUCCAUUGCCUUGGAAUAUGGUUAUAUCUUCCUAUGUUAGAAAUGGGCUCUUUAUGGAGGGUCUUUCCGCAUAUAAGAAAAUGGUGAAUAAGAGGAUUGAACCUGAUGAUUUCACUUACCCUUCUGUUCUAAAGGCUUGUGGGGAAUUGUUAGAUUUUGCUACUGGUUUGGAGGUUCAUAAGUCUAUUGAGGCUAGCUCAAUUGGGUGGAGCUUGUUUGUGCACAAUGCAUUGGUCUCUAUGUAUGGUAGGUUCGGGGAAUUGAAGGUUGCUCGCCAAAUAUUUGAUCAAAUGCACCACAGGGAUGAUGUUUCUUGGAACACUAUGAUCAAUUGUUAUGCUUCAAGGGGGAUGUGGGAGGAAGCGUUUUGGCUAUUUGGAUGCAUGCAAGAGGAGGGUGUUGAAAUGAAUGUGAUCAUUUGGAAUACUAUUGCUGGAGGGUGCUUGCAUUCAGGAAAUUUUAGUGGGGCACUUAAGAUGCUUUCUCAGAUGAGAACUAAAAUUCAUUUGGACAAUGUUGCGGUGGUUGUUGGAUUGAAUGCAUGUUCCCACAUUGGAGCCCUUAAAUUGGGAAAGGAGAUUCAUGGUCAUGCUGUAAGAACAUGCUUAGAUGCAUUUGAAAAUGUAAGAAAUGCAUUAGUUACAAUGUAUUCCAGAUGUAGUGACCUCAGACAUGCAUAUAUAAUGUUCCACAGAAUGGAAGACAAGGGUUUAGUUACUUGGAACGCGAUGCUUUCUGGAUAUGCACACAUGGAUCGAUCUGAGGAAGUCUCACACCUUUUCAGAGAAAUGUUACACAAGGGUGUUGAACCAAAUUUUGUAACCAUUGCAAGUGUUCUUCCCCUUUGUGCUCGCAUAGCGAAUCUGCAACAUGGCAGGGAGUUUCAUGGCUACAUCAUGAAGUGUGAAGAGUUUGAUAAGUAUUUAUUAUUGUGGAACGCUCUGGUGGACAUGUAUGCGAGGUCUGGCAAAGUCUUAGAAGCCAGAAGAGUGUUUGAUUCGCUGAGUACAAGAGAUGAAGUCACAUAUACUUCCAUGAUCUUGGGGUACGGUAUGAAGGGAGAAGGACAAACUGCUCUAAAACUAUUUGAAGAGAUGUGCAAGUUGAAGAUUAAACCAGACUAUGUAACAAUGGUUGCAGUUCUAACAGCUUGCAGCCAUUCUGGUCUUGUAUCUCAGGGUCAGUUACUCUUUAAACAGAUGACAGAUGUUCAUGGGAUGAUACCGCGCAUCGAGCACUUUGCUUGCAUGGUUGAUCUCUAUGGAAGGGCUGGCCAUCUGAACAAAGCAAGGGAUGUUAUUACUGGGAUGCCAUGCAAGCCAACUUCCGCAAUGUGGGCGACACUCAUUGGAGCUUGUCGAAUCUAUGGAAACACAAUGAUGGGGGAAUGGGCUGCAGGAAAAUUGAUGGAAAUGAAACCUGAUCACUCAGGUUAUUAUGUGUUGAUUGCGAACAUGUAUGCAGCCGCUGGUUGUUGGAGCAAGCUUGCAGAAGUGAGGAGUUACAUGAAGAACAUAGGUGUGAGAAAGGCACCAGGCUGUGCUUGGGUUGAUGUUGGCAAUGAGUUUUCUCCAUUUGUGGUGGGAGACACUUCCAACCCUCGUGCUUAUGAGCUCUACCCCUUAAUGGAUGGACUCAAUGAAGUGAUGAAAGAUGCUGGUUAUGUAAGUAAUGAGGAGACUGUUUCACCCGAGGAACAUUUUGAAGAGUUGAAUGUUGUAGGGAGUGUAUACUAAAUUGAUGUGCCACAUAAGCAUGUUUUGGAGUGAGAUCAUUGACAGCGAGGUUAACCAGUCUCAUAAAUUAAAUAUCAAGGAUCGAAAAUAGGUUUUUUUUUUCUUUUUUGUAGUGUUUUGAAGAAAUUAUCAGGACCGGGAUGGAUAUUCAUUAAAAAAUCAAAGAAAGAUUUGAAAUAUGUUACAUAUUUGUAACUUCA